AUGGUCAAGUUCUACUCCUCCAACGAAACCUACUCGUACCCUUUUCCCGCCGUCACCCUCGCCUACUUCCUCCGCUAUCCGAACCCAUAUUCCACCCAUGUGCUCUCCACAGACACCAUCUCGCGCCACUAUGACCCAGAGCUCCAACGUCUGACCACCAUCCGCCUGCACCUCAAGCGCUCAAAGCUUCCCUCGGCCGUUCUCAAGCUUCUCCCACGCUCCUUUCUUGGCGCCUCGGCAAGCGGCGACACGCAGUCAUAUAUCCUUGAGAAGUCGGUUGUGGACAUCAAGGAAGGAUGGAUGGAUACAGAGUCGCGAAACCUAGAGUGGACCGGCGUGCUCUCUGUGGUUGAGAGGCAGAUAUUUAGGCGCCCCGUGCACGACGAGGCGAGGGUGUUUCAGGGCAUGGAGGGCGCAGCCCAACGUCACGGCUUCCUCCAAUUUGGCGGACAGGGCGGUGCAAAUGUCAAGAUGGAGGAUUUGGGAGAAACGACAGAUGUUACGAGUUCGGUCACGCUGCAUAGCCACAUUGGCGAGACGUGGAAGAAGAAGCGCGAGCUGGCACGAGAGGGCGCGGCCAGUGUGGAGGACGAGCAGCCGCCCAAGAUGGGCUUUCUGAGGAGUUGGGGCACCCAGACGCUACAGCGCAACAUUGAGAAGAUUGGCUUGACGCGUGCGCAACGAAGUCAACCGAAUGCGCGCGAGGGCAUGAAGGUUGUGUUAGAGCGAAUGCGCGCUGGUGGUCUCGUCGCGGUCCUUGAGGGCAUGCGACAAGAUCGUGAAGCCAUCCUCGCAGGCCGUCUUGCAGUCCCAAACCGCCGUGGCGACGAUGACUAG
Molecule: messenger RNA, 837 nt
Organism: Plenodomus lingam JN3
Lineage: Eukaryota; Fungi; Ascomycota; Dothideomycetes; Pleosporales; Leptosphaeriaceae
Biological process (GO): phospholipid transport
Cellular component (GO): mitochondrial intermembrane space
Molecular function (GO): phosphatidic acid transfer activity
Source: RefSeq, a predicted model, not a curated record